Messenger RNA from Osmia bicornis bicornis, 2466 nucleotides. RefSeq names its product transcription factor E2F4-like. Gene Ontology annotation, molecular function: DNA-binding transcription factor activity, RNA polymerase II-specific; protein dimerization activity; RNA polymerase II cis-regulatory region sequence-specific DNA binding. The record is from RefSeq and is a predicted model, not a curated record. The transcript has 6 exons. Gene Ontology annotation, biological process: regulation of transcription by RNA polymerase II. Lineage: Eukaryota; Metazoa; Arthropoda; Insecta; Hymenoptera; Megachilidae. Gene Ontology annotation, cellular component: RNA polymerase II transcription regulator complex.
ACGCGCUCAUAUUUAAAUACUUCCUGCGCAUUAAAUAGGAUGGCGUCUGUGGUGUUGCGGCAAUUUCGAAGGGAAUAGUGAGUUUUGAAAAUUUUGACAACGACCUCGAGAAUGGCAGAUAAUCAACAAAGUCGAUUUGAAAAAUCUCUUGGUCUGUUAACGACUCGUUUUGUCACUUUAUUGCAGAAAGCGAAGGACGGUGUUCUCGAUUUAAAAGUCGCUGCCGAUAUUUUAGAAGUACGACAAAAAAGACGUAUUUAUGACAUUACCAAUGUUCUGGAAGGUAUUGGUCUCAUAGAAAAGAAAAGCAAAAAUAGUAUCCAAUGGAAAGGGGCAGGCCCAGGAUGUAACACUCAAGAAGUUGGUGAAAAAUUAACUGAUUUAAAAGAUGAGAUUAGAAAAUUAGAAGAUCAUGAGCAAUUAUUAGAUAUGCAUACCCAAUGGAUUCAACAAAGUAUAAAAAAUAUAGAAAAUGAUUUAAUUAAUAGGAAAUAUGCAUACAUUACGUAUGAAGAUGUUAAAGAAAAUUUUCCUGAUGACUUUGUAUUAGGAAUUCAGGCUCCUCCCGAUACAGAAUUAAGUGUACCACAUGUAAUGCAGGUAUUACAUUCUUUUAAAAGAGUUUAUAUUGUACUUCAAAUAUAUGUUAUUAUAUGUUUUUACCAUUAGACUCCUGAAGACGAAGACAAAGAAAUAAAUUAUGAAAUGUUUCUGAAAAGUACUUCAGGAGAAAUUAAGGUAUAUAUGAUUCAACCAGAAUUAGCUAAAACAUAUGAUAAUAAAAUAUUAGAAAUGAGAUUACAAGAGGAAACGAAGGGUAUAAAAAGAGUAAAAGAAGAAGAAGAAAAGAAAGAAGAGAGUAAUGUUAAACCAAAGAGAAGAGUUGGAAGGCCUCCAAAGGGAGCAAGUAAACCUGAUCCUGUUAUAUCUGACGAAGAUGAGGAAGAUGAUGCAGAGUUAAUAGAAGCAAAAAUAGUACUUCGUGAUGUCAGCACGUCAGAUAUUGCUCAAAAAGACUUAGAGUUACUUGACCAAUUUUAUUCUGACAUUUACGGUCCAUUAGUAAGAUUAAGUCCACCACCCAGUGAAAAAGAUUAUCACUUCAACCUCAGUGAAAAUGAAGGAAUUUGUGACUUGUUCGAUAUUACAGCAAAAUGAGUAAUAAGCUGUAUAGUAUAAACAAUUGGGUGGUUUACAAUUCAGACUGUGCCAACAAUGUGUAAAAUUGCAAAAAAUCUAUUGACAAUUUCUAAAAGGUUGUUCUGUGUAUAUAAUUUUAAAGAAUGGAUGUGGAUAAUAAUCAUUGAAUACAUACAGUAUUUUUUUAUUAUUAGAAAUAGAAAAAUAACACAGAAUUAUAGAAGAAAUGUUUAUAACAGUAAAUUUUGUUGACUAAAAAUUUUAACAGGCUCUUGCAAUUUGUAGUACACGAUUUAUUUCAAUCAAUUUGUUUGCAAAUAUUAUCUUUAUUUUCAUGCACGCAAUGAAAUGCAUGAAAUAAAAAAGAAUUGUUUAUUUAUAACAAUUGCACAUAGAGAGACUAAUAAGAAGUCAAAUAUUUUUAUGAGUAAUGUAUUAUAAAAAAAAUUAGCAUCGUUUAGUUAAACUAUAUAAUCUUUUAUAAAUGGGUUUGAACAGAAUUUGUUUGAAACAUAAAAUGUAGAUCCUGUAUAACUGUAGGAAUUCGAUCUUUUACAAUUUAUAUAACAUCGCAAAAAUUUAUAGGAAAUGAUCCAAGUACAUAUAAUGUAUGUACUUUUAAUUUUUUGAUAACAUGUUUUCCGUGUUAUAUAUGUUACAUGUUAUAUGUUUGUUGCUACAGUGAAGAUCAUUUAAUUAAGUUUGUGAAUAUUAUAAUUAUUUAAAUACAAUGAAAUUGAAUAAAGAAAAGAAACAGAAACAAACAUACCAAGAAAGUAUAUACUUUAUAAAUUUAAGUACUGAUGUUAUACGCUGCACAGUUACAAAAGAAAAAUUAUUUAAUUAAUGAACAUUUUGUUUCAAACCUUUUUACAUCCUGUAUAACCUACACCAAUUAAAUUCAUUCACCUACACUUUAUUCCCGAUUCACUGACAUUAAAUAUUACGGUCUGGUUUCUUUGUGUAACAUUCUACUGUCAACAUGGUCAUUUUCUACUCGUCGAAAAGGCAAUGUCUAGUUACUUGCAUUAUAUGUAUAUCGAACUCAAAAAACUGUCGUAGAAAUGCGCGAAAUUAUCAAGGUCAGAUAAGAAUGGAUCAACUAAUUUCGUCACCUCGUGGUAGUUUAGCGUGUGCUGUCUAUAAGUUUCGCCUUCAGCCAUUGCCAGUAUACGCGUGUUUCCGUAGUAGUGAAUCAUUUCCAGAUGUGUCAACCUUACGUGACUGUUGUUUCUUACAUAUCCGCGGUGCAGCGAGUUUCCUCGCGUCACGUUCAAACAAACCGCGGUAACAUAAUCGACAGUUCGUCUCUUUACAAAAAAAAGG